Girardinichthys multiradiatus is the source of this 4408-nucleotide messenger RNA. It is a transcript of the gene cxxc4, whose product is annotated as CXXC finger 4. The transcript is spliced from 3 exons. NCBI's taxonomy places the organism in Eukaryota, Metazoa, Chordata, Actinopteri, Cyprinodontiformes, Goodeidae. Bases 530 to 1399 code for a protein of 289 amino acids. Gene Ontology annotation, cellular component: nucleus. The record is from RefSeq and is a predicted model, not a curated record. Gene Ontology annotation, molecular function: methyl-CpG binding; zinc ion binding.
CCGAGCAGAGAGCAGGCAGACGCACAAUACAAGAGGAGAGGAAGCACCUAUAUAUAUAUAUAUAUAUAUAUAAAUAUAAAUAUACAUAUAUAUAUAUAUACAUCCACCGCUGCGAUCUAGAUUUUUCCCUCUCUUUUUGGCUUAUUGAUGCACUUUUCAACCUGUUUUCCUAGUUUGGCAGGACAGGCGAGAAAAAUGCUCCUUUUGUUUUGAGCGACCUGAACGUACGCGCUGAACAGAGACGGAGAGAGACGCGGUGGCUCUGCUGCCCUCAGACGGCUCGUCUGUGCGUCUUUUCUCGCAUCUUUGCAUUAAAUCCCCAACUGCCUCUCUCCACAUAUCGCCUCGCAGUGAUGUGCGGUAACACGGUGGCGGGCUGGUAGCAUCUUGGGAGUCUUGUCUCAACGGGAACCCGCGCUGAAGCAGACACAUCAGGAUGGUUACUCAUUGUUCCUAACCAGCUCCAGCUCGACAAAGGCCCGUACACCCUCACGCUCUCCCCUUGAACACUGACAAGCACUCCCCAGCCAUGUCAAACAUAAACAAUGCACUUUGCAUUGAAAACGGACAGAGUGCAGACGUCCCACUUUUGCAGAAGGAUAAUCUCCAGGAUGGUGGAUUAAGUCAACUCUUGGAUUAUAAUGCAGAAAUGGAAAGGUACAGGUCUUUUGCAAACUUUUACAAAACGAAUGGCGCAUUUCCGCAGACUGCAAAAAUUGCCCGUAUCACGACGCCCAUUUUUCCCAGUGCCAGAAUUGGUAUGUCCCCUUGGAACUGUGAUAACGCCAUGCUCUGGGGAAGGAAAUCAGCGGCAAUAAACCCUAAUAGGACCAGCAUGCAUAGAAAUGACUCCCAGAGGCCGGGGAAGCCUGGCGUGCCGCCAGAGACGCUGCAAAUGGCAAAUAAUAAUUUCCUCUCUACCUUAUCCCCCGAACACUGCAGACCUUUAGCAGGAGAAUGCAUGAACAAGCUGAAAUGCGGCGCUGCUGAAGCAGAGAUAAUGAAUCUCCCAGAACGCGUUGGAACUUUUUCCGCUAUUCCGGCUUUAGGGGGCAUCUCAUUACCUCCCGGGGUCAUCGUCAUGACAGCCCUUCACUCCCCCGCAGCCUCAGCAGCCGUUACAGACAGUGCGUUUCAAAUUGCCAAUCUGGCAGACUGCCCACAGAAUAAUUCCUCAGCAUCCAGUGGAAACCCAGCGAAGAAGAAAAGGAAAAGGUGUGGGGUGUGUGCACCCUGCAGGCGGCUAAUCAACUGUGGUGUUUGCAGCAGUUGUCGGAACCGCAAAACAGGCCACCAGAUCUGCAAAUUUAGGAAAUGCGAGGAGUUGAAGAAGAAGCCGGGCUCAUCGCUGGAGAGGACGCCGGUCAACAAUGGUGAAGCUUUUCGGUGGUUCUUUUAGAAAGGUGAGCUGUGGAUCUCCAUCCAGCAGCAGGAAGACAGGCAGGACUCUUGACUCACUGCCGGGAGAACUUCAUGGACACACAGCAGGCAGCGCGACCCAAACAUUUUCGGAGAGGACAUGAGGAGACAAAGCAGACGGACACAAAGAUAAACGAAACAUAAUGGUGUUGUUUUAACUCUGUAAUUUCCUUUGAUCCUGUGUAAUUAUUGUACCUUUUGACAGUAUCAUUAUGUAUAUUUUUGGUGUCUAUGAAUGUGUUUUCAGUGUCGUGGCUGUAGGUUUUUCAGCCAGCCCUGUGUAAAGAACUCAAACAGACAAUCAUACAAUCACACUGAAUCUGACAAACUGAAGAUGCCACAAGGAUCGAUUAUGGACACCCGUCACUCUGGAGCAAUAACUGAUUCUGUUGAUUAUUUCUCAUAUUCACAUUUUGGUAACAUUUAAUAUGUUCCCCAAACUAAGUCAUAUUUUGGUUCUGUCUUUUAACUCUUUCUACACUCUAAAAACUGCUGGGUUAAAAGAAAUGACUAAAUUUGGGUUAUUUUGCUUACCCAGACCUGUGUGAAAUAUGAACCGAUCUACUUGGGUGGAUUUAGUACAGCAGGGCUGGGUUAUUGGUUUGACCCAGGAUACUGGGUCAGGUUUCUAGCCCUUAGAAUGGGUUAAUGUGACAAAUGUUUAUUGUUAACAAUAACAAAGAGAGGAUAUCAAACAAUACAUAUAAACCUGGAUUUUUAAACAUGUAAUGUUCAGAUAAAAUUAAUUGUUUUUAUUUUAGUUUCAUUCUUGAUUCAAGAUGAUCAGAUAAAAAAAUAAAAAAAACCUGUUAUUAAAUGUCCUUAUGAAAAAAAAUAUUUUGAUAACAUAAUUAAUACUCAAUAAAGUUCAGCCCAAAAUUAUUCACACCACUGGCAGAUUUAGAUGUAAAAUCAUUUUCGUUCAAUUAAGAAGUUUGUGUUAGAUAAGAAAUAAAACAGGUGUAUCUCAAAAUAAUAAAAUAAUCUAAAAGGAGAAUAAAUUUUGGAAAAAACAAAAUCUAUUUUUUUUUUCAUGUUAUCAAAAUUGCAUCUCAUAAAUUAUUUAAACCCUUCACAGUAAUCACUGGAAUAAAACCUACAGCAGCACAGCCAUCAACUCAAUCUUAUUAUUGCUGACCAGCUUUAUGCACAUGUCCUAAGGUAUCUGGUGAUGGGCUUCAAGUCUUUAAGGUUGGAAGGCCUCCUUGCCAUCACCCUAAUCUUUGGCUUCCUCCACAGGUUCUUGAUAAGAUUCAAAUUAUCAUUCUGGCUGGGUCACUCCAAAAUGUCAGUUUUACUUCCAGUCAGAAGAAACAUUUUGGGAAAAAUUUUAAAAACGUUUAAUGAUAAAUGCUUCAUUUUAAGAAUAGUUGAAUCUAACAGGGAUAUAAUACUUUUUGGUCUAACUGUGAAUACAUUUUAUAAAAUUGGGCUUCUACAAUUGAUUUUAUAACCAGGUCUUUGGUCAAAGUGGGCGUUUUGAACAUAGCUAGCACUAGUUUAAGCUAACUACUUAGCAAGGAACAAGCUAACAGAGUGUUAAUUACCAAAACAAAACAAUAUCUGAGCUUUGUUUAUAACACUGAUCUCAGUACAUCACAGGUUGAAACUCCAAAAUCAAAUUAAAUACUAAAGUAAUACAUCUAAAUAUAUAUUAAUGUUAAAACAAAAUUUCUAUAAAAUUAAAGGUAACUUCUUCUUUUAGCCCCUUUUAGCCCCUAACUAUCUAGCUGCCAACAUUUUAGUGCUAUCUGAAGUAAACAAACAUGUUUUGAAUUUCAUCCUCUGGAAGAGGUUUAUUCUGAGGUGGUUUUAUUGUUUGAAAUGGUGGUUUGUGAAGAAUGGCAAGUCCCCUUCAUCUUCUAUAGGCCGGUAUUAGGUUCUCAAGGUAUGACAACCUUGAGUAAACAAUACCACUGCCUCACUGCUUAAAGGUAUUUAUUUCUUACAAUCAGUUACCCCAAUAAUACUGAUGGGUGAUUGUGUUUUAGUUUUCAGCUUAGUUUCUUUUUACAUGACCAGAAAUCUUGCAAAACAGCUAAAUUUGUCUUACUUGUAAGCAAUGGAAAAUUGUAGUAGCCUCCUUACAGCCCACUGACAUGCAGUGCACAGCAGUAGGCAGGGGAGGGAAAGCACUACAUUGCUUUGCAAUCUGUACUGAAAGCUACGGUCACUCUGGCACUUUCUUUAGCCUAUUAAAUUGUAAAAACAAUAUCGUGGGAAGUUUCUAAACAAGUUUAAAAAAUCAUGAUACACCAGUUACAUGCCCAUUUAUAGUAUUUUCGCUAACCCAACAAACUUUGGUCAAAAUUUCCGAUCCGAUGUUUUUGCAAAACCACACAACUUCUGUCUAAACAGCAUCAACCCAACAUUUGAGCUAAGAAAUAACCCAGCAGUUUUACUGUGUGUAAUGUUAAAACUGUUGACACUGGUGUGAUGAUGGCAGCAGGAACGAGGACUGACCGAGCUUGUGUGGACACACUCCAGAGCAGGGCACAUUGUCUUGCAUUAGUGAGCCGCAUUUCUAAUGGGUAGUAUCAGCACCUGAUGCCUCAACGCUGACAGGAGAUCCAAUUGUUAUACAUAUUUGAGCUAUUUAUCAAAAACCACACCGGUCAUUAUAUUUUCUUAUUGUCGUUUUUGCUUGGGGCAUCAAAGGCUGUCAUUAAAGCAGGAAGACAUGCCAGUAAAUUAUUGUAAACUAUGGAAAAUCUGGAAUUAAUUGCUGAACGGUAGACAGAUUUUGCUCUGAAGCGAAAGGAUUUUUCUGGACUUUUCUUUAGCAUUGGAAAACAGCGGUCCCGUCUACUGCUAAGUGGCGUUAAAACAUUCCAACAAACAAAAUUAUUCAAUAAGUUACUCAUUGUCUUAAACCCUAUUGUUGCAUGUGUAAAUGUGUUUUGGUUUUAAAGAUUACUAAGAAUUUGUAUAUUGUUGUUGUGAUGCUUUUAUGUGUUAAAAUAAAAAAAAGAGCUUCAGUAAAAAAUCA